UGGCUCAUUCCUGCAUAUGAGAAGAAGGAUUGCACCAUACUACACCAAAGAAUACAGAGAGGAUAGACACCACCGAUAGAUCCUGACCAUCACCCAGGAACAACUGCAACAAUUGUGGGAAGACAUCUAGUGCCUUCACAGCAUUGCUGAACACAGAGAAGGUUGGGCAGUGAAACCAUCAUCUGGAAAUCGAUCAGGCCAGGAAGGCUUUGACAUAUCAUCAGAUCUGAAAGUGGUCAGUGGUGUGUAGCCUUUGAUCAGAACCAAGCUUUCUGAUGAUUCAGCUGUGGGUGAUCGGUCAGGGUGAGGCUGGGAAGAAGUGUGAGUGGGCUCCAAGUGUGGUGAGAGUUUCAAUCAUUCAUCCAGCCUCGUGAACCACUGACUCAUUCCUACAGAUGGGGGGCUGCUCAAGUACGAGGAGAGCUCAACAGCUGAUAAGACUUCAUAACACACAUGUUUUACUAUUAACGCAACAGCAGCUUCGUGGAAGAGAAACUUUUUCAUGAGUGAAGUGCAGAACCAAGCCUUUAUUCAGUGGUCAAUGCUCAUGACUGACCAACGUAUUCGCCCAGGGGAGAGAACAUUCACGUGCGAGGUGUGUGGCAAAUCAUUCUCACAGUUAGGGAACCUCCACACGCACCAACGCACUCACACAGGGGAGAAACCAUUCACAUGUGAGGUAUGUGACAAAUCAUUUUCGGAGUCAUCAAAACUCCGUGCGCACCAACGCAUUCACACAGGUGAGAAACCAUUUACAUGUGAGGUGUGUGAUAAAUCAUUCUCACACUCAUCGACCCUCCGCAAACACCGACGUAUUCACACUGGAGAAAAACCAUUCAUGUGCAAGGUGUGUGACAAAUCAUUCUCUCAUUCAUUGACCCUUCGCAUACACCAACGGGUUCACACAGGAGAGAAACCGUUCACGUGUGACGUGUGUGAUAAAUCAUUCUUGCACUCAUCUAACCUCCGUGCACACCAGCGCAUUCACACAGGGGAGAAACCGUUCCCCUGCAAAGUGUGUGACAAAUCAUUCUCAGACUCAUCCACUCUCCGUGCACACCAACGUGUUCACACGGGAGAGAAACCAUUCGCAUGCGAAGUGUGCAACAAAUUAUUCUCAGACUCAUCAAACCUCCGCAAACAUCAGCGGAUUCACACAGGGGAGAAGCCAUUCGCGUGCAAGGUGUGCGACAAAUCAUUCUCGACUUCAUCCACACUUCGCACACAUCAACGUAUUCACACAGGGGAGAAACCAUUCAUGUGUGAGAUAUGUGAAAAAUCAUUCUCGCAGUCGUCGAACCUUCGCACACACGAAUGUGUGCAUACAGAAGAGAAACCAUUUACCUGUGAGAUGUGUGAUAAAUCAUUCCCGAGGUCAUCAAAGCUCCUGAGACACAGACGGAUGCAUACGGGAGAGAAAUUAUUAACAUGUGAAGUGUGCAACAAAUCAUUCUCAGACUCUUCUUCCCUCCGUGUACACCAACGUGUUCACACUGGGGAGAAACCGUUCACAUGCGAAGUGUGUGACCAGUCCUUUACACAGUUAUCAACGCUUCGCUCACAUCGUAGCAUUCACACAGGUGAGAAACCAUUCAUGUGUGAGGUCUGCAGUAAAUCAUUCUCACAUUCAACGACCCUACGUGAACACCACCGUAUUCACACAGGGGAGAAACCGUUCAAGUGUGAGGUGUGUGACAAGUCAUUCUCGAGGUCAUCAUCUCUCCUUGGACACCAACGUGUUCACACUGGGGAGAAACCAUUCACGUGCGAAGUGUGUGACAAAUCAUUUGCGCAGUCAUCCACCCUCCACGCACACCAACGCAUUCACACAGGAGAGAAGCCAUUCAAGUGUGAGGUGUGCAAUAAAUCCUUUUCACAGUUAGGAAGCCUCAUGGUGCAUCAGAAGAUCCACACAGGGGAGAAACCUUUCAAGUGCGCAGUUUGUGGUAAAGCUUUUGUGAGAUCUUCAAGCCUCCUGAUACACCAGAUGAUUCACACUGGAGAAAAACCUUUCCGAUGUGAAUUUUGUGAAAUAGCUUUCAUCCAAUUCUCCGAUCUCCUGAGGCACCAGAGAAUUCACACAGGAGAGAAACCCUUUAAAUGUGAGGUUUGUGACCGAGCCUUUACACAGUCCUCGACACUUGUGAAACAUCAACGCAUUCACACAGAUAGGGAAUCUGUUCUCAUGCAAGACGUGUGACACAUCAUUUUCAGGGUCUUCAAUCCUCCUCCUUCAGCAGAAGAUUCAUAUAGGGGAGUAACAGUCUGGUGCAGAGCUUGCAACAAAGCUUUCACCCACUCCUCCAAUCUA
Rhincodon typus (whale shark) is the source of this 2311-nucleotide messenger RNA. RefSeq names its product zinc finger protein 271-like. Gene Ontology annotation, molecular function: RNA polymerase II transcription regulatory region sequence-specific DNA binding; DNA-binding transcription factor activity, RNA polymerase II-specific. The transcript is spliced from 3 exons. The record is from RefSeq and is a predicted model, not a curated record. Lineage: Eukaryota; Metazoa; Chordata; Chondrichthyes; Orectolobiformes; Rhincodontidae. Gene Ontology annotation, cellular component: nucleus. Bases 503 to 2200 code for a protein of 565 amino acids. Gene Ontology annotation, biological process: regulation of transcription by RNA polymerase II.